Magnolia sinica is the source of this 3381-nucleotide messenger RNA. Its product is annotated as magnesium transporter MRS2-1-like. Lineage: Eukaryota; Viridiplantae; Streptophyta; Magnoliopsida; Magnoliales; Magnoliaceae. Gene Ontology annotation, biological process: magnesium ion transport. The record is from RefSeq and is a predicted model, not a curated record. The transcript has 6 exons. Gene Ontology annotation, molecular function: magnesium ion transmembrane transporter activity. The coding region runs from base 1731 to 2954 and encodes 407 amino acids.
CAAGCAAUUCGAUGCAUAUGUAUUGAAUCAGAUGUUCUUCGUACUUGGAUUAUUCAAAAAAUGGAGGGGUAUUAUAAUUUCUCUUUUCUUCUUUAAUUUCUUUUUCUUUUAAUGUAGAAGGGAAUCUCAUGUCGAUACAUUUCCUUUUAUUAGUUUUUGAAAUUAAUGUGAUCGUUUGAUGAAAAUCAAUGGGAGUUUAGGAUAAUGGGUACUUGUUUUCAGGUGUUUUGAUUGGAACCAAUGGAAUUAGAGGCUUUUUCUAGUUAUUUGAUGCAUGUUGAUUGAUUUUGACUUUUUUCAGGUUUUGAUUACUUGAAGACACGGGAGUUCUAUAUAGUUUUUCUGUUAUUAAAAGGAAAUCUAAUGUGGGUACUUCUGCUUUUGUCUGUUUUUGAAGUUUUUGUGAUUAUGCGAUGAGAAUAAAUGAGACAUUAGGAUGAUGGGUACUUGUUUUAAGGUGUUUUUUGGAUAAAAACCCAAUGAAUUUUUUUCCCUUCUGUUUUUGAAUUAUUUGCUGCAUAUUGAGUGAUUUUGAUAUUCUUUUGAAUUUUGAAUACUUAAAGGUACUUUCUAAAUCUUCUGUUAUAUAUAAGGAAAUCUCAUGUGGGUACUUUUAUCUGUUUUUGAAGUGUUCCUGAUUGUUUGAUGAAAAUCUAUGGGAGUUUAGUGUGAUGGGUACUUGUUUUCAGGGAUUUUUGUGUUGAAAGAUAUGGAAUUUGGGGUGUUUCAAGUUAUUUGAUGCAUAUUGAUUGAUUUUGACAUUGUUUGGAUUUUCAAUUAUUGCAAAAAGAAACAAAAGAAGUUUCUACAUUUUUUUUUGGUUGAUACGUUGUUAUUUCUAACAAGUUUCUUGAAUGAUACCAAUAAAAGAUUUGGGGGAUGGCUGUUGGCGUUUAGGUGUUUGGUUUAAGAAAACGAUGGAAUUUGGGAUGUUUUGAGGCCAGUGGAUGGAUAUUAAGUGAUUUUGAUGUUUAGGUUUUGAUAAGUUCAAAGAGUAGUGUUUGGUUAAUUUUCUAGCAAUUUUUGGGAAGAUAGUGAUUGAUGAUAUGAUGUUUUUAGUGUCAAUGGUGGCAACUUGUUCGAUGUAUAUUGAGAGGUUUUGGAGUUCUUUGUACUGUGAUUAGUAAAAAGUAGAAAAAAAAUGACUAUUCUACUUAUAUUGGUUGAUGGGUUUCUAGUCAAGAUUCAGUUUUGUUAAUAGGUUUUGAUGCUCUUUGGAUUCCAAUUAGCAAAAUCACCAAUUGAAUAUUCUACUUAUUUUGGCCUUUUUCUUUUUCUUCUUUGCCAGAAUCAAUCAAAGAUUCAGCUUGUGGGUGUUGAGAUUGGCCUCUCAGCUUAGAAAUAUCAUCAACUGAAGUGGCAUUUUGUAGAGCUUGGAUUUUUGAAGCAGUUGAUGCAUAUGUUCUCUUGUGUGACUGAAUCUGGGGGAAAUUCCUUGAUGGGUUCGGUUUUUAGGCAUUGGGGUUUCUACAAAAAUGAAUUUGAUGGUUUUAAGGAUUUCUGUUGUCCAAACAACAGAUAUGUAUGCUGUUUGAAAAACGGACACACAGUACAAAAUUGGAAUUGGAAUCUAUGCUGUUAAAUCGAUUUGUUUAUAGUGUGUGGGAUAAAAUCAAGUUAAUGAGGGUCUGAAGUUCCAAUAAUCGGAAUCCUUUUGAAAUAAGGAGUGGCAGGAAAAAAAUUUCAAAUCAGAUCAAUUCGUAUUAAUCAAAACUUCUUUUGGGCUACAAAUGUCUUUCCCUGUUGAUGCUAGACUAGAUGCAUCAGUGAGACCUCCAUUUCAGGGAUUCGGCUUUACAAACCUGAAGAAGAGAGGCCACGGAAGUCGGUCAUGGAUACAGAUUGAUCGGAAUGGGAAUUCGCAUAUCCUAGCGCUUGACAAGGCCACUCUAAUGAGGCGUUGCAAUCUGCCUGCGAGAGAUCUUCGGCUUUUAGACCCUUUGUUUGUGUAUCCUUCUGCGAUAUUGGGACGGGAGAAGGCAAUCGUUGUCAAUCUUGAACAAAUCAGAUGCAUAAUUAUGGCGGAUGAGGUUAUCCUUAUGAACUCUCUGGACAGCUAUGUUGUGCAGUACGAAUCGGAACUGUGCAGGCGGCUUCGGACACAAAAAGAUCAAAGUGGAUUUAACAAUUCAAGUUCGGAUGACUUGGCUUUUGAGUUUAGGGCACUGGAGCUGGCUUUGGAGCUAACAUGCAUGUCUCUUGAUGCUCAGCAGGUUACAGAACUCGAAAUUCAGGUUUAUCCAGUGCUAGAUGAACUAGCACUGUCGAUCAGCACUCUAAAUCUUGAACGUGCACGGAAGCAGAAGAGCCAUCUCCUUGCCUUGACUCGUAGAGUUCAAAAGGUCCGUGACGAAAUAGAACAGCUAAUGAAUGAUGAUGGGGACAUGGCUGAAAUGUAUCUGACGGAGAAGAAGGGGAGAAUGGAGGCCUAUCCAUCGGCUGUUCCGUAUUUCCUGACUAACAUUCCUGCUGGGCCAGCUGUGUCGAAAUCUGCAACAGUUGCACCAGUCAGUUAUAUCGGCAGAUCUCAUAAGCUUGAUAAAACGAUGAGUAGUGAUACUGGUUCAAGCAAAUGUGGAUCGUCCAGCAAUGGUGGUGAUCGCAUUGAAGAACUGGAGAUGUUGCUCGAGGCCUAUUUCGUGGCCAUUGACAACACUUUCAGCAAAUUACUAUCACUCAAAGAAUACAUAGACAAUACUGAAGACUUCAUCAACAUUAAACUGGACAAUGUCCAAAACCAGCUGAUCCAAUUCGAGUUGCUUCUCACGGCGGCUACAUUCGUCGCUACGGUUUUUGCAGUUGCAUCGGGCGUCUUCGGGAUGAACUUUACGCCCCUAUUUUUCAAGUAUCCAGACAACUUCAAUUCGGUCCUUAUUGUAACCAGCAUCUCUUGUGUGGUAAUAUAUGCAUCUUUUAUUUUAUAUUUUAAGUAUAAGAGAUUACUGCCUUUGUAAAUAUAUAGAUGAUUUUUAAGGCCGACGGGCCGCAUUCCACUCGGGUUUUCAUUUUGUACAAGUGAGGCCCAUGAUUCAGUGAUCUAGACCGUUGGCCUGUUGGUACCCGACAUGGAUGGACGGUGCCCUAAAAAUCUCCUCAAUCAGAGAAUCCUAGCCUUCCAAUUCUAUUGCCUGCAAAUAUAUUGUUAGUAGUCCACAUUCAACUAAUUAAAAGAACUGAGGAUUUUCCAGUCUUGGAGAUUUUUGGGUCAUGGUUUUUUCAUGGUGGGUCACAUCCGACUGCAUUUUGGGUCGCUGAAACGUGGGCCCCACCUGUACGAAACUAAAAACCUUUAGUAUCCAUGUAUGUUCAUGAACAAAUUUACUAGAAAGAUUACUUGUAUGUUGAUUGUAAUUUCAAAUAUUUUUUCAUUCCUUGGUAUAA